AUGUAUGUGAAUGCUAUACGAAAGUUACCGGUUCCAAAAAACUUUUCCAGGUGCUUACUGACGUUCUCUCGCACUGUAAGAAACCCAAACACAUACCAUGCGACAGCUCCAACUUCGUUUGCUCCAAAAUCGGUGAUUUUGUUAUCCUCACCAACCCACCUCAACUCUACCAUUGAUGCUGCAAUUAAGCUUUUUGAAGACCAAAAGCUCCAGAUAGUCGUUGCUGGUGUAGACAGUGUUCCACCAAUGGGGAAUAGUGGUGUUUCAGAGUUGUGGAUGGACGAAUUCUUCAAAGUCAAAGAUGGCAUAUUUCUCGACGAGAAAGAUGACUUGAAUAAACCACCUCGACAGAGCGAUGGGGUGAAUGUAGUGGGAGCUCGAAAGAACUGGAAGCUUAUAGAUUCGGCGUUUUCUAUGAAAGUAGCAAAAAAUGUCGAUGUUUCCGUGAAUCUUGCGAACACGGCGUUUGUGAACGACAACUUGGUGACGCUCUUUUACUUGCAGCCACCUCAACUCGACGAUAAGGUAACAGCUGGAUUUUCAGACAGUGCCUUAUGUGAUCUUCGAGUCGAAUUGCCCAUAUCGGCACAAAAUGCAGUGGUAAAAGUUCACGAUCGAUGGACUGCGCUACCAUCUGAAAAACCACUUUUUGUCACGAAUUGCAUUGGAAACCUCAUUAAAUCGCUCAAUGGCAGCUCCGCAGCCAAGUUUCUCGAGCAAAAUGAUCAGUUGAUGAGCAUUGGGUCCAAAGACACCGAAGUUUAUGUGAAACUUUAUCGCGAGAAUACCGAGUACCGCUACCAAGUUAUAGCUGGCGGAGGUGGAUGGGGACCAAAAUCCGACACUUUGGUGGUCUCGCCAGAGGCAAAGGUACAGAAAGGAGACAGAAUUGAGUUUUUCAUGCUAACUCCAGAAAAUAAGAAGGCAUCUCACCAACAUGAGAUAGAGACAAAGAACGGCAGUUUUAUAUUUGAACGCAUCAAUGAGGCUUCAGGGUUUCGUCACAGCAAUUCUGACGUGGAAGGGACUCUGUCUGUGUUUGGAUGUGGCACGGAAGUGGCAUACCAUGUAAAUAAUGUGCUCCAUCUGUCAGCUGGUGAGACGGUGGUUGUGGAGAUGAAAACUGAAAGUUAA
Molecule: messenger RNA, 1134 nt
Organism: Meyerozyma guilliermondii ATCC 6260
Lineage: Eukaryota; Fungi; Ascomycota; Pichiomycetes; Serinales; Debaryomycetaceae
Exons: 1
Coding region: 1-1134 (377 amino acids)
Source: RefSeq, a predicted model, not a curated record